Molecule: messenger RNA, 501 nt
Organism: Peronospora farinosa
Lineage: Eukaryota; Oomycota; Peronosporomycetes; Peronosporales; Peronosporaceae
Source: the annotation of a GenBank genome assembly
AUGAGCGAGCAAUCGGUGGAAGCCUUUGGUAACGUGGAGCAGACGCUGGCAGCAGUGGAGGAACAUCUAUCUCUUCUUAAGCAGACCUCCUUGGAAGAAUUUGUGGCCCCACUUAGUCCUCUGGAGCGUGCAAAAGUGCAGGUUUCGCUAGCGUACACUAUCAACGCAUUGUUGUUUGUAUUUUUAAAGACUCAGGGAGUUUCUCCGAAGGACAUCCGACAGACGCACGUGAAGCAGGAGUUGGAGCGUGUAAAGGCUUUUAUAAAGAAGAUCAAGGACGCAGAAGAGCUGGCAAAGGGUCCCAAAUUGGUUCUGGACAAGAGUGCUUCCAAACGUUUCAUUCACAGUGCGCUAAGCAGCGACCAAAUGUACGCUGACGCAGUAGAGACCGCGAAGGGAGAUCAGGAAAGCACGGAAGCACAAGUGCAGACGGGAGAAAAGGGAAAACGAACGACUACUAAGUCCAUGGACAAGAAGAACAAACGUCACCGGAAACGCUAA